AUGGCAUCCUCCCAUGAACCCAACUCCUGCUCAAAGAACCCUACCAUGCAACCAAGUUUGUCACCACUGUCUGAGUCUGGAUUUUCAGGCACUUCUCCAGUCCGGCCGGCGGUCCGCAGUCCUUCCAUACAGUUCGUGUCCAACGUUGUUGUUGGCGACGGCGACGCGGUGGCCGCGUCCCUGAGCGCCUGCCCGUCGACGAGUUCGUCUCAUGGGAGUUCAUCGGACAUUGAGAUCCAGGUGCUCUUCCAGGGGGACGACGAUGACAACUCCACGACGACGACGACUUCGCCGGCUGUGUGCUCGCGCAGCACGUCUUUCCAUGGAUGCAGCGACGGUGAGCUGGAUAUGGAAGCCGGGAGGUCAAGGCUGCUGCGAGCGCAGUCGCUGAGGUCGAUGGAGGAGUUCAUCCAACGCGACAGCACGGGGGAGCUGAGGUGGAGUGGUUUGGAGGGAGGAGCUCUUCAGUUCACGUCGAUGUCGUGGAGUAACUCUGGUGAGAAUGAAUCUAGAAAUAACAGUUCAACCAUAUAUCCUCUUCCGGUCAAUCUAAAUAUCAACUCCAGUAGAUCGAUCGGUCGAUCUCCUAGUCAUGGCAUCAGAAUAGCAAUGGACAGCUGCGAGAGAAACUCAAUUAGCAGAAUCACAGAAAAGGAUAUUAAGCAGGCAAUUAUGUUCAGUGCCUCUUUGAACAAGAUCACAUUAAACCAAGAUGAGGCCACUGAAUACACAAACUUGAUCCUAGAAGAGCUCCAGACAGGCCAAGGAGUCAUCCAGAUGAAUGUCAUGAGGAAGGGCCUGUCAAGGGAUCUCCAACCAACUUGCUGGGCAAUACCAAUGCCAAUGAAAUACAGCCAACAGAUACUAACUGCAACCAUAGUCUUCUUCCAAGCUCAGUGGAGGCGUAUAUUUGUGGUUUUCUUGUGGCUCAUGGCAUGUGCUGCACUCUUCACAUGGAAGUUCAUGCAGUAUAGACAGCGGUUGGCUUUCGAGGUAAUGGGGUACUGCCUGUCGACAGCCAAGGGGGCUGCAGAGACGCUCAAGCUCAACAUGGCCAUUGUGCUCCUACCUGUUUGCCGCAACACAGUCACUUGGCUCAGGAGAAGCCGUGUUAUCAACUCGGUCAUCCCAUUUAAUGACAACAUUAACUUCCACAAGCUUGUUGCGGCGGGAAUUGUGGUCGGUAUAAUCCUUCAUGGAGGCAUCCACCUGGCAUGUGACUUCCCAAGGAUUGCAAGGGCAGACAAGACCUUCUUUGGACGUACAAUUGCUGCUGACUUUGGGUACCACCAGCCAUCCUACCUGGAGAUAGUGGCAUCAACCGAGGGGACAACUGGUAUAGCAAUGGUGGUCCUAAUGUUGAUCGCAUUCUUGCUUGCUAGUAGUCCUUGGAGAAGGAAUCCAGAAACGCUGCCGCCUCUAGUCAGACAGUUUGCUGGGUUCAAUUCCUUCUGGUACUCACACCAUGUGUUCAUCGCUGUCUAUGUUCUCCUCAUUGUGCAUUCCAUGUUCCUCUUCCUAGCAAAGGAUGUCGCAGAGAAGACGACAUGGAUGUAUGUCGCAAUUCCUGUGGUGAUCUACGUUGGAGAACGAAUUUUCAGGAUGGUCAGAUCUAUGGUGUUUGAUGUCAAGAUCCUCAACGCAACAACUUAUCCAGGGAAGGUACUUGCACUCAAGGUGACAAAGCCACCAGGUUUUCGAUAUCGAAGUGGAAUGUAUGUGUUUGUCCAAUGUCCAGAAGUAUCAAAGUUUGAAUGGCACCCAUUUUCCCUUACAUCUGCUCCAGAUGAUGAACACUUGAGCAUCCACAUAAGAUCUCUUGGUGAUUGGAGCUACCAAAUGUAUAAUGUCUUCCAACAGGCGCCGCUUUCCAGCAACUCCAGGCUGCCCAAAAUAUUAUUUGAUGGUCCCUAUGGUGCAGCAUCACAGGAUCACUCCAAAUAUGAAAUUAUCUUGUUAAUUGGACUUGGAAUAGGAGCAACGCCUUUCAUAAGUGGACAUGGCAGCCUAAAUUAUCACUCCGACCGACUGAAGAAGGCCUACUUUUAUUGGGUGACAAGAGAGCAGGGAUCCUUUGAGUGGUUCAGGGAUAUCAUGAAAGAGGUUUCAGUUCUAGAUAGCAAGCAGGGUGUGAUAGAAAUGUAUAACUAUCUGACAAGUGUCUACCAAGAAGGCGAUAAGCGGUCGAUGCUAAUAAGUGCGAUUCAAGCACUUCAUUUUGCACGCCAUGGCAUUGAUAUCAUCUCUAAAACUCCGGUUCGUACACACUUUUCAAGGCCAAACUGGCCUAGAGUGCUCCAUGGUCUUGCAAGAAGGCAUAUCGGGGAGAGGAUAGUCCGUUACAUGUCAAUAUUCUCAUUCAUCUUCAUGUCCCAAGGAGCUGCAGAAAUUUGCUCCUACCCUCUCAGCAAUUUUCUUAUUCUGUAUUAG
Molecule: messenger RNA, 2430 nt
Organism: Miscanthus lutarioriparius
Lineage: Eukaryota; Viridiplantae; Streptophyta; Magnoliopsida; Poales; Poaceae
Source: the annotation of a GenBank genome assembly